CGUCUCGCUGGCCCCUGUUACUGCUGGCGAUUCCCCUCCCUGCACUGGGAUUCCCCACCACAAACCUGCCCGCCAUUGUCGCAUCGCAAACCACAGCUACGCCCUACGACGACCCUCGCAGCCAGGACUGCGUCGAUACGAGCCUUUCUGGUGGCAUCUUUCACCCUUUCAGUCUUGUAAAGAUAAUACCCCCAGGUUUGAGGUCACCGCCAUCAAUAUGGACCGCCAGAGCGCCUUCUCGGUCCACGCCUACUCGGCCAAUUUCGAGCAGGGCGAGGACUCCAACGUGCAAGUUCAGGAGCAGCUGUUGCAGUUCAUUCUCGACUUCAGACUCGAGAACAAAUUCGUUUACAGGGACCAACUGCGUGAAAACGCCCUGCUCCAGCGCUUCUACUGCGAUGUCAACAUCGGCGAUCUGAUCAAGUUCAACGAAGAGCUUGCGCACCGGUUGGUCACCGAGCCGACCGAGCUUAUACCCCUGUUCGAGAAUGCGCUGCGGAAAGCCACCCACCGCAUCGUCUUCCCCCACAAGCAAAAGGUCGACCUGCCGGAACACCAGUUACUACUGCACUCGAAUGAGGAGGACGUGUCGAUCCGGAAACUCGACUCGAUGACCAUCUCACGCCUGGUGCGCGUCCCGGGUAUCGUCAUCGGUGCCUCUGUCAUGUCCUCCAAGGCCAACGCCCUGACGGUGCAGUGCCGCAACUGCGCGCACACCUUUGACAUUCCUGUAUCGGGCGGUUUCAGCGGUGUCAGCCUCCCGCGUCGCUGCGAGAGGCACAGGGUCGCCAACGACCCGACGGAAAAAUGCCCGCUCGACCCCUAUUUUGUCAUGCACGAGAAGUCUCGGUUUGUAGACCAACAGGUCGUCAAGCUGCAGGAGGCCCCCGACGACGUGCCCGUCGGCGAGCUACCGCGUCAUGUGCUCAUUUCGGCGGACCGCUAUCUGACAAAUCGGGUUGUGCCUGGUUCUCGUUGCACUGUUAUGGGCAUCUUUUCCAUCUACCAGAACAAGGGGUCCAAGAACUCGACUAGUGGCGCCGUGGCCAUCAGGACGCCGUACCUGCGUGCCGUGGGGAUUCAGACCGACAUCGACACGGCAUCGAGGGGUACUGCCACAUUUUCGCCCGAGGAAGAGCAGGAGUUCCUGGAGCUCAGCAGGCGCGAAAACAUCUACGAGCUGCUAACAAGCUGCAUCGCGCCGUCCAUCUACGGAAGCACUGACAUAAAGAAGGCUAUUCUAUGUCUCUUGUUUGGCGGUUCCAAGAAGAUCCUGCCGGACGGCAUGAAGCUGCGUGGCGACAUUAACGUGCUCUUGCUGGGAGACCCGGGUACCGCCAAAUCACAGCUGCUCAAGUUUGUGGAAAAGGUGGCGCCUAUCGCCAUUUACACCUCUGGCAAGGGUUCGUCGGCGGCUGGCCUCACUGCGUCAGUACAACGGGACCACACGACUCGUGAGUUCUACCUCGAGGGCGGCGCCAUGGUGUUGGCCGACAACGGUGUAGUAUGUAUCGACGAGUUCGACAAGAUGCGCGACGAGGACCGUGUGGCGAUCCACGAGGCCAUGGAACAGCAGACGAUAUCCAUCGCCAAGGCGGGCAUCACUACGAUCCUUAAUGCACGCACUUCGGUCCUGGCAGCGGCAAAUCCCAUCUUUGGACGGUACGACGAGCUCAAAUCGCCCGGCGAGAAUAUCGACUUCCAGACCACCAUUCUGUCUCGAUUUGACAUGAUAUUUAUCGUGCGCGACGAGCACGAGGCUGGCAAGGACCAGCGCAUAGCGAAACACGUUAUGGCGCUGCAUCAGGGCCGGGCAACGGCCGAGGUCGAGGCUGAGACGGAGAUACCGUUUGACAAGCUAAGACGGUACAUCAGCUACUGCAAGUCUCGAUGUGCACCCCGUCUCAGCCCCGAAGCGGCUGAGCGGCUGUCUUCUCACUUCGUCACUAUUCGGCGGCAAGUUCAUGCAGCCGAGAUGGAGUCCAACGCACGGUCGUCAAUUCCCAUCACGGUCCGGCAGCUCGAGGCCAUUGUACGCAUCACAGAGUCGCUGGCCAAGAUGUCGCUGUCGCCGAUAGCGACCGAGGACCACGUCAAGGAGGCAAUUCGGCUUUUCCUGGCGUCCACGCUCGACGCGGUCAACCAGGGCGCGGACCAAGGGUCACGCGAGGUUAACGACGAGGCCGGAAAGGUGGAGGCGGAGCUGCGGCGGCGGCUGCCCAUCGGCUGGAGCACGAGCUUCGCGACGCUGAGGCGCGAGAUGGUGGAGGGCAAGGGGUUCAGCGAGAUGGCCCUCAACCGGGCGCUCAAGAUCCUCCAGCGCAGAGAGACUAUUAUGUUUAGGAACCAGGGGGCGCAGAUUUACCGUAACGGUGCUUAAUAUCUUCUUUUUCCUGUUUGUAAAUACACCGAAACGAUGGUGUAGGGUAACGCGCAUGACGGGAUGACAUGGAACACAAAACGGCCCUGUACCGGAAUCAUGUGCGGAUCGGAAUGUCGGUGUUUUAACAAAGCGCCCGAACGCUGAAAGCCGCGCUGCGAGUGCCAUCCAAUAAUAAAGGCGUAGCCCGGUGGAUCAUGUUUGUGUGGGAGCUCCUUGCGUCGUAUUUUCGUAUAGCA
Messenger RNA from Gaeumannomyces tritici R3-111a-1, 2619 nucleotides. Its product is annotated as DNA replication licensing factor mcm5. Gene Ontology annotation, cellular component: nucleus; MCM complex. NCBI's taxonomy places the organism in Eukaryota, Fungi, Ascomycota, Sordariomycetes, Magnaporthales, Magnaporthaceae. Gene Ontology annotation, biological process: double-strand break repair via break-induced replication; DNA replication initiation; DNA replication. The record is from RefSeq and is a predicted model, not a curated record. Bases 218 to 2380 code for a protein of 720 amino acids. The transcript is spliced from 4 exons. Gene Ontology annotation, molecular function: DNA replication origin binding; ATP binding; single-stranded DNA helicase activity.